AUGGAGGAAUGGGCCUAUGCUAAUAGUGACAUCAAUCCAAUUGGAAAGCUCGGCCCAGCCCACUCAAUAAGUGUAAACCGAAUCCAACUCAGCCCUAGUUGUGUCAUCUUCUUCUUCUACCGUCCUUUUACUGUAAAACUGAAUUCUCACAUCUACCUACAUCUUGGCGCACUUUCAGCUAUAAUUUCCCAGACAAGAGGGUUCUCAAAGAAAGAAGAAGAAGCAGCCGAAAUGUUGGAUUAUCUCCCAAUCGAAGUUGUGUUCGAAAUCCUCAUAAGACUCCCUGUUAAGUCACUGGUGAGUUGGAGGUGCGUUUGCAAGGAAUGGUGUUCUCUAAUCUCCAGCAACGCCUUCAUCGCCGCCCACACCGACCGAUCUCUUUCUCGAAGCGAUGACAACAAUAAGAAUUUCUUUCGGUACGGACAAUCGGCAUGUAUUGGUCUUCGACAACCUAAACAAUUCCAGCACUUUAGUCUUCGCUCUGAUGAUGGAUCAUUUGGUCAUAAUAGUAACUUCAUCGACUUGAACUUCCCGUUCAAAACGGAUAUUUGUUUGGAUGUUCUUGCCAACAUAGUGGGUUCGUGGAAUGGGCUAUUCUGCUUUGCUUAUGAUGAUCCUAAUUGCGGCAAUGGCUAUAGUUUGUGGAACCCUUCCAUUAAUAGAGCUCUAAGACUUCCAGAGCCUAAUUUCACCUUCUCAUCACAUUCACAAUACAUGUUGAAGCAUUCCCAUGGAUUUGGGUAUGACCCCUCUACCAAUGAUGUUAAGCUGGUCAGACUUGUAUAUCGUGAAGAGCAUCGGAACAAGAUUCAAACGCUGGUCGAGAUCUAUACGCUUAACGCUGGCUGCUGGCGACCCAUUGAUACCCCUACUCCAUCAUAUAUUGUCAAUGAGCGUUGCUUAUCCGUUUUUGUCAAUGGGGCAUCCCAUUGGAUCGCCCAUACUCCGCGGGAUGAGGGCACUUUUCGCAAUGUGAUAGUGGCGUUUGAUAUGGGUGAUGAAGUUUUUCGUGAGAUUGCAGUGCCCAACUGCUUUGUUGGGAAGUUGUAUUUGAGUAUGAGUGUUGCGGUGCGUGAUGGAUUACUUUGUCUUGUCCCGUUUAAUGAACGAGAGACGGAACAAUCCUUUUCUAUAUGGAUCAUGAAAGAGUAUGGCGUUGGAGAAUCUUGGACUAAGCUAUUCAGCAUUCCUAUCAGUGUAAGAUUAAAGAGGGUGGUAGCCUUCAGGAAAAACGGUGAACUUCUUAUUACUGACAGAAAUGGGCAGCUUCUUUCUUACGAACCAAAUAUCCAACUAGCAACUUAUCUGGGAUUUGGUAUGUCAUGGCACUCGGCAAGUGGAACUUGUUUUACGGAGAGCUGGUUUUAUUGGGACAAAUACAUGGAGAGCCUCAUUCUACUAAAUGCAAAUACUUCUGAUUCAAGUGCAAGAAAACUCCGAAGAAAAGGUAACAAUCAUGAAGACAAUGAGAAAGAGGGUUAGCCUAAGGUAAGAGCUAAUUUGGACUGGGUGUGCUAAACAAAUGUUUGGACAGAUUUUAUUAUUAUUAUUAUUAUUUUUUUCUCCAAAAAAAUCAAGCUUUUGUAGAUAAUUGCUUGUUGCCCUAACAUUUUCUACAUGUUUAUGUUUCCAUAACAUUUAGUAGCUUAUAUUUAGUAAUAUGAUGGUAGU
This is a messenger RNA of Corylus avellana, 1671 nucleotides long. Its product is annotated as F-box/kelch-repeat protein At3g23880-like. Gene Ontology annotation, molecular function: protein binding. NCBI's taxonomy places the organism in Eukaryota, Viridiplantae, Streptophyta, Magnoliopsida, Fagales, Betulaceae. The record is from RefSeq and is a predicted model, not a curated record.